Ilex paraguariensis (yerba mate) is the source of this 285-nucleotide messenger RNA. The record is from the annotation of a GenBank genome assembly. NCBI's taxonomy places the organism in Eukaryota, Viridiplantae, Streptophyta, Magnoliopsida, Aquifoliales, Aquifoliaceae.
AUGACCAUGAGUGCCAGCAAGUUGAGUGAUGCUAGAGGAGCACGCACCGGCAUCACCAGGCAUUGGGCACGGCUUGGAGCGGCAACGGUGGAUGUUAGGCAUGGGGCUACGCAGGUGCAAGAGGAAGGGACGCCGGGAGUUAGGCGCCCUGAGGGGCCGCACCAGGAACUAGGCGCUAGGAGGCAAGGCGCUAUGAGGGGGCGCCAUGAGGUUGGUGCUAAGAGCAGGUGCCAAAUCCUUAGUGUUGGGAUCACGCAGGUUUUGUUUGCGCUGGAUGGGCCGUAA